Messenger RNA from Schistosoma curassoni, 1029 nucleotides. Lineage: Eukaryota; Metazoa; Platyhelminthes; Trematoda; Strigeidida; Schistosomatidae. The record is from the annotation of a GenBank genome assembly.
AUGAUUGACAGUGAUACUGAUGAAUUUUCACAACAUGUAUCGUGUACAAUUGUACCUUAUGUAGAACAACAACCUGUAGCUGGUAUUGAAGUUUACUUCUUGAGACAAUUGGCUAAUCCUUUUCGUGUUGCCUGGACUCUUAUCAAGUUAGGCUAUGAACCAUUGGCACCAGUUCAGUUCAGUUCGCCUCUUGUUCUAUUUGGUUUAUCAUCUCCAAUUUAUGUCUAUCCGAAUUUCUUUAAGUAUACCUAUCAUUUAAUGAAAACAAUAGGUGUUUGGAAUGUGCUGUCAACAGGAUUGUUUGCAAAUGCUACACAUGAUUUUAUUGUGGAAAUAUUCCGUGCAGCGUUUAGACGAAGAACAAAUAUAUGGAUGCGAACAGAAAAUAAUUUUCACAAUAAAAAACAGAUCGUCAUUCAUACUACUACUAAUCAACAAACCAAUAAAGAAUUUCAGACUGAACGACUUUUGGAAGAGUCAAGACUUUCAGUUUUCUUUGAAAGAUUUACUGAGAUAUUAUCACUGAAACUUUGGGAAGUCUUAGUCAGUCAUCCAUUUUAUGUGAUUACUGUUCGACAGAUUGCAGCUUUGAUUGGCAAGGAAACUCAGUAUACAUUUUUUCCUAUGGCUGUUCGAGCUGUUUAUCGUGAAAAUGGUAUUUUAGGAUUUUUCCAGGGUUUUAUACCACGUUUAAUUGGUGAAAUGAUUUUAACAUCAGCUUAUUAUUGUUCUUGUCGUCUGGUCAGAUUAUUAAUAUUUGGAUUAGGUAGAAGAUCUACUGAAAAUAUGAAUAUUUUACGUGUAUUAUUAUACUAUACAUUACAUAAUUAUACUUAUCCAUUUGAAUUAACCGGUUGUGUUAUGGCUGUACAUGGUGCAAAUUUAAUUGGUGCUACUGAAUCGAACUCUUUUCAUAAUUGGUAUGAAUGUCAACGUUAUCUUAGUCAAAAUCAACAACUAAUUCGUGGUUGGCGUCCAUUUCUACGAAGUCAUGUUCAACAAAUUCAUUUACCAAAAUUAAAAAGUUAA